AUGAAUUCAAAAUUAGAAGCGAAAAAUUUACCCUGCAUAUUCGCUUCUUUUGCCAAAGGUUAUCCUGAAAGUGAGUUAAUAAAACGUAUAGUGGAAUAUGAACCAGUUUUAGUAGAUUUAGAAGGAUCUGGGAGAAAAAGAUUAAAGUUCUCUAGUAUCAAUAAUGUCGAUAUUAUAACGAUUGAUGCUAUAUAUGAAUCAAGGCACUUGAAAUAUGUAUCUGUUAUUAAUUUGACUACUUCAGCAAUUAAAUAUUUAUUGGCAAGAUCGAAAAUGAUUGUUGAUAUUGAUAAUCAUAUCACUAGUCUUUUAUUUUUGACUUUUGAUAAUGAGCAAAAAGGUCAAAAAAAUUAUUUAGAUCGUGGAUAUAAUACUGUUGUAUUCCAUACAGUUACUAGUUUUGUCACUUUUAAUUAUGAUCAAAGUAAUAAUGUACAAGAUACAGAUCCUUGGUUACAUUUUGAACCUAGUAAAAAACAAUAUGAAGAAUUGUUUAAUUUAACUUCAGGUAUGGAGAAUGAAAUUCACAAAGAACUUACUAAUUAUCUUUCUUCUAUUUUAGAGGAGCUUCGUAUUAAGAAAAAUCAAGAAAAAAAUAUGAUUGAUGAAUUAGUACAUUGUCAAAGCCAGACAGGAUAUAUGAAAAAAUACACAGUUUGUCAAACUUCUAAUAUCGAUAACAAGAAACGAGUCUGCCUGACCUGCCAUAAUAAGUUACUAACAAUUUCUGAAAUAAAUCAGCAAUUUGAUGAACCAUCCUAUAACGUGAAUAUAGUCAAAAAAUCUAUAGAUAUUCAUCCUUACAUGUUUGAAGAUGCACGAUUAGUUGAGGAAAAUGAGAGUCCAGAGUCAGAUUUUCCAAAAACUGAAGUGUCUGAAUUGGAUCAAGAUAAUGAGAUUAAUAAAAAUCAAAUCACUAAUACAUCCGAGAUAAGUGAAUUGACUAUAACUUCUAUUCCUUCGAUUCAUUCUUCAGAUCCUGACGAUUUGUUACAAACUGAGUUAAGAAAACCGAUCAUAUCUCAAUCCAAUAAGCUUUCGCCAGAAAUCCAGAUAAGUAUAUUUACUGAAACCGAUUCUACUAAGUCAAAAAAAUUUCCAGAAACCUCGUAG
Molecule: messenger RNA, 1113 nt
Organism: Diversispora eburnea
Lineage: Eukaryota; Fungi; Glomeromycota; Glomeromycetes; Diversisporales; Diversisporaceae
Source: the annotation of a GenBank genome assembly